AUGCUUCUCUUUCGUUGGGUUUUUCUCGUUUUAUUGUUUGGAAUCUUUACUGCAGCAACUGCGACAUGUUCUUGCACUCCGACGACAAACUACACUGCCAAGGCGUGUUCUCAAGUUUGGGUGGCAAAAACGAAAAUUUUGACGGCUAAUUUGAUCUUGAUGAAUGUAUCUGGAACAGCAACAGGAUCGUACUUCUGGCAGUACACUGUUCAGCAUUUGGCCGUUUUUCGCGGUGGGCCCACCCUACCCACGACUCUUCUCGUGCCCAACAACUGUGCGAUGACGCUCGCUGUCGGAUAUACUUAUUUGCUAAGUGGUGAUCUCACCGGAACAGGAAAGCUUCACUCAACCAAAUGUUUAUCGGUCUACGGAGUGAAUCCUCUUUGGAGCUCGGUUCCUGCGAGUGUACAACAAGAAAUGGAGAAUUUGAAGUGCUCAAGUCCAACAACAACCACAAAGGCCACAACUACAAAAGCGACUACAACCACGACUACAACCACGACUACAACAACCACCACAACCACCACAACCACUACUACGACAACAACCUCAACGACAACAACCUCAACGACAACAACCUCAACGACAACAACCUCAACGACAACAACUUCAACAACUACCUCAACAACAACUACCGCUGGUGGUACUACUACUAUUCCAGGUUGUCAGAAAUGUACGCAAGAUUUCACCUCUCAUUACCAACAAAGACCAACACGCAGUCUUACAAUGGAUAUCACUGUCUCACUCGCAGCCAAUAAUUGCUUGCAAGCGGUUUGGGUCUGUGCGAAAUCAAAUCCACCAACUUCCACUGAUUCGAUGAAUUUCUGGGUGGAGAAUAUUUCCAAUACAGCCACGUUGGCCAAUUUGACGGAAUGUGGUGAACAAACAUUCGGUAUGUGGGGCUGCUACCAGACGGGUACUUCGUGCUCAGGA
Messenger RNA from Mesorhabditis belari, 933 nucleotides. The record is from the annotation of a GenBank genome assembly. Lineage: Eukaryota; Metazoa; Nematoda; Chromadorea; Rhabditida; Rhabditidae.